AUGAAUCCGUCUGGGCUUUUCGGCAGAACACAAGGCGGAGCGUUUCAGUCUCCGCGCGCCCCGACCUCGGGGCUCUUUUCCUUCGGCCAGCAGAACGCCCCUUUCGUGCAGCCGCCUGCCCUCGGCCAGGGCACCGGCCAGACCUCGCUCUUCAGUACAUCGUCUGCCUUCGGCCAGACCGGAUCCCUUUUCGGGCAGCCUGGCGGGACGGCGUCUGGACAGGCCCCGACCUUCGGCAUGCCCGGUUCUGGGAGUCAGACCCCGUCGUUUGUACAGAGCGACACCAGGUUCGGCCCGCCGCCCUCCUUCGGGCAGCCGGCCGGGGUCGGUCAGAGCUCUGUCUUUAACCAGAACUCGGCUUUUCCCCAGACCUCUGCCUUCGGACAGACCGGCGGAUUUGCUCAGCACACACCCGGCUUCGGCGGCUCUAACGCUAUCUCCGCCUCCUCUGUUCCCCCCUCCUCGGGGUCUAGUCAACCACUGAGAUUCGGACAGUUGUCCACAGGGUCUUCUUCGGUAUUCUCCCCUGGAAGCGUUCAGGGCCGCGGAUUUAGCACCUCAGAGUUCAGCUUCAAGCCGUCAGACGCAGCUGUGUUCAAACCUAUUUAUAGCGCCAGUCCUGAACCGGCUGUGUCCCAGGCUGUGUCCGAGUCUUUUGGUUCCAGCCCAUCCAGCACCACCGCUACCAGUAUGGACAGCAGUGGGCCUGCUCCUGCUGCCUCUGAGUUCCUUUCUGGAGCAUUAGGUUUUAGCUUCUCACAGCCCAUCGCAGUGUCCAGCAGCAUCCUCCCCACCAAAGAUGCACAUCCCAGCACCACCCAGGAGUUCAGCUUCUCGAAACCAGCAGCACCCUCCGUUGGUGCUGGCAGUGGCCUGGGUGGGGGGACCUCCCAGGCCGCCUCUGUCUCCAGGUACUCUGCCUCUAGCCUCCAUGAGCCCCGGCCACUGUUUGGUGCUGUC
Molecule: messenger RNA, 960 nt
Organism: Brienomyrus brachyistius
Lineage: Eukaryota; Metazoa; Chordata; Actinopteri; Osteoglossiformes; Mormyridae
Product: germinal-center associated nuclear protein-like
Exons: 1
Source: RefSeq, a predicted model, not a curated record